AUGGCAGAUGGUUAUGCCCGAGUAACAGGACGUCCGCAAGCUAUUCUCGUGCAUGUUGAUGUUAGCACCCAAGCUCUCGGCCAGGGUAUCCAUAAUGCAAGCGUCGGUCGUGUGCUAAUCUUCAUCUUUGCAGUAUCUUUUUUCCCCGCCCAUGGCCGCUGGAAAGUGGACAGCUACACAGCCGUAACGCAGCUGGUUGAUUAUAUCAAAAGUGAUGUCUCGAUUACUACCUCACUAAAAGACCCAAAGUAUGAAGCUCGUGGUGUAGUGCGUGCCGCUGUACACAAAGCUCGUGUCGAAAAAAUUGUGUCUCAACCUCGUUUGGAUGAUGGAGAUGGACUAGAUAUACACAAUGUCGGCAGUCUAUUGAAAACAUCGGUUGCGGACUCAACGACAUUCGUCGUUGGAGCUGUCACUUUAGCAAAGGAACUCUACAAUCAAUUGCAACGUGAUCGGCCAGGAAGCUGGAUCAAUUGCGGUGGAACGGGAAUCGGAUGGAGCAAUGGUGCUAUGCUAGGCGUGAAGAUGGCGCUCGCGGACUUGGAGAGAGACGAACCCCACAGGUCGAGCUUAGUCUGCCAGGUAGUCGGCGAUGAAAGCUUUAUGUCUGCAGCGCCAUCUAGUGCACUGUGGGUUGCGAGCAAGUACGAAAUCCCAGUCUUGACUAUUGUUUUGAAUAAUGGUGGUUGGAAAGCUCCCCAAAAUUCCACCCAACUUGUCUACCCUCAUGAUCUCAACACCAAUGCGUCUGAUGAUGAGAUCAACACCUCUUUCCACCCAACACCUAACUAUGCUGCUUUGGAAGAGGCAGCAGCAGGGUCAAAUGUUGGCUGGAAAAACACUCUAGAUAACUCAGGAACAUGGGUCAAGGGCCUACGAGUAGGGGCUGUGGGGGAGUUCAGAGAAGCGCUUCAGCCUGCGAAUUUGAGGGUGGCGCAGGAGGGAAAGGGGAUGCUGAUUGAGGUUGAGGUGACAAAAUAA
This is a messenger RNA of Pseudogymnoascus verrucosus, 981 nucleotides long. RefSeq lists its product as uncharacterized. The coding region runs from base 1 to 981 and encodes 326 amino acids. The transcript is spliced from 3 exons. NCBI's taxonomy places the organism in Eukaryota, Fungi, Ascomycota, Leotiomycetes, Thelebolales, Thelebolaceae. Gene Ontology annotation, cellular component: mitochondrion; acetolactate synthase complex. The record is from RefSeq and is a predicted model, not a curated record. Gene Ontology annotation, biological process: L-valine biosynthetic process. Gene Ontology annotation, molecular function: acetolactate synthase activity; flavin adenine dinucleotide binding; thiamine pyrophosphate binding.